Molecule: messenger RNA, 2365 nt
Organism: Branchiostoma floridae (Florida lancelet)
Lineage: Eukaryota; Metazoa; Chordata; Leptocardii; Amphioxiformes; Branchiostomatidae
Product: protein-serine O-palmitoleoyltransferase porcupine-like
Exons: 14
Coding region: 165-1838 (557 amino acids)
Biological process (GO): protein palmitoylation; lipid modification; canonical Wnt signaling pathway
Cellular component (GO): endoplasmic reticulum; membrane
Molecular function (GO): palmitoleoyltransferase activity; Wnt-protein binding
Source: RefSeq, a predicted model, not a curated record
UUAAAAACGCUCAUCCCUGUCGUCUUAAUGGAAUACCCUAAUUUUAAGUACAACAUGGCAGAAAGUGGAUUUUGGAUUGUUUUGGUCGAAGCUGUUUUUAGAAUAUCGUCGGUAUCGCAUUACUCAAGCCACUUCUGACGAUAGAUUCGAAGAACUAGGAAGGUAUGGAUGGAGGCGACUGGUUUCCAGAUGGACAUGAUGUUGGCUGGUACCCAGAAGAUGGAGAUGUUGGCAACAUCCCAGAGUACUAUGAUGGGUAUGAAGGAGAAGACUUCCUCCCUGAAGACUACUACAUGCCAGAGGAUGCGGAUUGGUACCCAGAGGAUAUGGAUCCUUACGAAAUGCAGCAGUACAUGAAAGAGAUUUAUGGAGAAGACUACCUGGAAGCAGCCGACAGUGGUGGAGGCUUGUCACACAUGGACCUACAGGAACUGGGGAGCCUGUGUAUCAUUCCCACCCUACAACAGGGCCUCACCAUGAUUUGCCCACUUUUGCUGCUUUGCCUGACAUUCAGACUAUUAGAAGGUGCUUCUGCUUGGACAAGACAUCUCAUGUCGACAGGCCUGGGCCUGGCAACACUGUACCUGGUUUUCGAAGCUAACUGGUACUUCAUCGUCACCUUCGCCAUCACUGGUCACCUGUUGUUGCACCUGAUGGAGGGUUCUAGGUGGAGGGGUGUGGCUGCUUCUAUCAUGGCGCUUGUUUUCUUACUGACAUGUGAGCUGUUCAUUGUUGAGGCAACAGACUGGCACAAAAUCAGAGGUGCCCAAAUGAUUCUGGCCAUGAAGAUUAUUUCCUUAGGGUUUGACCUUGACAGUGGGGUCGUACAAGCCACACCCAGUUUCCUGGAGUAUUCUGGGUACUGUUGUUUCCUAGGGACGUCUGCUUUUGGACCAUGGAUCAGUUAUAAUGACUACUUACAAGUACUAAAGUCAAGAAAUCUAUCCCUUCAGUGGUUUGUGCGAGGAUUUAUGACCACUCUACAAUGUCUGGCCUGCCUUACUGUAUCCACCUGCUUGGCCAACUGGGUAAUACGGCAUGACAUUAACAAAUGGGUUACAGCAUACCGUGAUGCGCUGUCUUUCCGCUUCAGCCACUACUUCAUCAGCUACCUGUCAGAGAUGACCUGUGUGGCAUCAGGGGUGGGGGUCACAGAGAAGGGAACCACCAGGGAGGGGGAGGGGACUGACCAGGAAGAGGAAGAAGAUGUAAAAUGGGACCUGAGAGUGGCCCGUCCGUACCACAUUGAGCUGCCUCGCUCCUUGGUGGAGGUGGUAACCAACUGGAACAGACCCAUGCACCACUGGCUCAAAACUUAUGUCUUCAAAACUGCAAAACCACUAGGUGCCUUUCCUGCCAUCAUCCUGACAUAUGCAGCAAGUGCAAUAUUACAUGGCCUUAAUUUCCAAUUGGCAGCAGUCUUACUGUCACUUGGAUUCUACAGUUAUAUAGAGCAUGUAUUACGACAGAGACUAGCUGACAUCUUCAGUGCCUGUAUCCUUGCCAAGCGGUGUAAGCCAGACUGUGGCCACAGGAACCGACCAAACUGGACAGGCUGUGUCGGGCUACAGCUCAGGAGAGACUUCUGGAAGCAAGACUGGGGCAAUCUCAUCAGCAUAGAAGAUGCAAAGACCUGUAUCUGUGUAGGCCUCACCAACCUGUGUUUCUGCCUGCUGGCCAUGUUUCACCUGGCUUACCUGGGUGUCAUGUUUGACAGCAGCUCAGAUGUGGAGGAGGAGGGUUACACCAUGAGCCACACCCUGCAGAAGUGGGCCCAGCUGGACUAUGCCAGCCACUGGGUAGCUGUGGGGUCAUUUGUCUUCUACAAACUUAUAUAAACACUGAAACAUCAAUCAACUGUUGUGCCUUAACAUGCAAGUCAGCCAUGGUUGUUAUUUAUAUACCCAGAGGGGAGAUUAUAUUUUGUACCGAAAACGUUUUUAGAUAUGAUCAUUGGAGUUCAUUGUAGCUAGAGAAUAUUGAUAGACAGGAGCUUGGAGAAUGGAUGGAUUGACAGACAGACUAAUUUUUUUUAUAUUCUUAUAGUUAUCUGUGUAAGACUAUAUAUAUUUCAUUUUGUAGUGUUAGUUGGAUGUAUUCAUGCAACACAAAUCAUUGCAGCAAUGUUGUCAAGAUUGUGCAUUGUAAAGGAGUACAGAUUGAGCUUUCAUCAAUCAUGUCACAAAAUGUGAAAAGGAAGUGACCGUAGUACUCAAUCUUCCAAACUUCUUUUACUUCCAGAUGAUAUUUCUCUAAAUGUGAACUUAUCUGUAUGUUUAGCUGCUUUUAAGGUUUAUUCUUGAUAGUUUCACUUUCUUUUCUAUGUUGUUAGAGGCAAAAAUAAAAUUUUUGACACUCUUCAUUA